AUGCCGAAACCACUCCUGCGGAUUCCCUACACGGAAAUCCUCGCAGCUCCGACCGUCGCGCCCCCGUCCGCCACCUCCGUCCCCGGCGCCGUCGCCGCCCUCCGUCGCUUCUUCGCCGCGCCGCUGCCCGACCCCUCCCGCGCCCCCAAGACCCUCGUCCUCACCGGCGCCGGCCUCUCCGUCGCCUCGGGCCUCCCCGACUACCGCGGCGUCAACGGCACCUACCGCGUCAACAAGACCUACCGCCCCAUCUUCCACCACGAGUUCCUCGCCAGCCACGAGGCCCGCAAGCGCUACUGGGCGCGCAGCUUCCUCGGCUGGUCCGCCACCCACGGCGCCGCCCCCAACGCCGCCCACUAUGCCGUCCGCGACAUGGGCCGCCUCGGCCUGCUCAGCGCCGUCGUCACCCAGAACGUCGACUCCUUCCACACCAGGGCCCACCCCGAGAUGCCGACCAUCGAGCUGCACGGCUACCUCCGCACCGUCGUCUGCACCGGCUGCCGGUCCGAGCUCGACCGCAACGAGUUCCAGAGGGAGCUGGCGCGCCUGAACCCGCGCUGGGACGCGUUUCUGCAGGAGGCGCUGCGGACGGGCGCGCUGGGCUCCGAGGACCCGGCGCAGCGCGCCCGCCGCGGCAUCAAGACCAACCCCGACGGCGACGUCGACCUCCCGGACGCGCCAUACACGACCUUCCGGUACCCGCCGUGCCCCAGAUGUCUGACAGAGCCGCCGCUCAACAGCGACUCGCACCGCUCAGUUGUCGAAACGGACGCCGACGGCGCGUGGGCGGCGCCGAGCACUGGCGGCAUCCUCAAGCCCAACGUGGUCAUGUUCGGUGAGAGCAUCGCCGCCGCGGUCCGGGACGCCGCCGAGGAGGCCGUCAACUCCGCCGACCGGCUGCUCGUCAUGGGCACCUCGCUGGCCACCUACUCGGCGUGGCGCCUCGCGCGGCAGGCCAAGGCGCGCCGCAUGCCCAUCGCCGUGGUCAACGCGGGCGGCGUCCGCGGCGAGGACCACUUCUUCGCCGACCUCGACCCGCACCAGCGUGGCGAGCUGGGCGUGCGGACGGAGGUGAUGACGGAGGAACUGCUGCCUGCUCUCAUGGAGGAGCUGCGCAAGGAUGCGGCUCAGCAUCAUCACCACGAGGCUGCGCCAGAUGUACAAAGACAAAACUCCGAUGUAUUCAAAGAUAUGCUCUCGUAA
This is a messenger RNA of Cordyceps fumosorosea ARSEF 2679, 1203 nucleotides long. RefSeq names its product NAD-dependent histone deacetylase, silent information regulator Sir2. The transcript has a single exon. Gene Ontology annotation, molecular function: NAD+ binding. NCBI's taxonomy places the organism in Eukaryota, Fungi, Ascomycota, Sordariomycetes, Hypocreales, Cordycipitaceae. The coding region runs from base 1 to 1203 and encodes 400 amino acids. The record is from RefSeq and is a predicted model, not a curated record.